CUAGAACCUGCAAUUGCUCGUGUUCAACGAAAAGAGCACUGCUUAAAUCUGAAAAAUGCUGCAAAAGAUUUUCAAGUUGCUGCAAUUGUGAUGUGGAUGAACAACCUUGUCUGAGACUGGGGAGGCUGUCAAAUAAUUGUUUUCCUGGUGAUCAUAAACAUGAAAUGUUCAAUCACAGAGAACAUACUUCUUGCUCAUAUGGACAUUGCUGCACUUCUGUAUUUCCAUAUUGCUUUCAUGGUUUCUAUACUUCGGGGAGUAAUAGUACCUCUAAAGCCUUAAGUGAGCAGGAGGUUUGCGGACAAGCCAACAUAACACAUACCACCGGAGAUAAUAACAGCAACUAUUUGUUACCAGAGUGCAAGAGAAUUCGUCUAACUCAUUGUGAUUGUUCUAAGAAUAAUAGCGGCCUUAGAAAUGAUCAACAAACUGUCUUUUGGAGGGAUGUUCCAAAAAAGAAUUUUGCCCAUGCUGGUGCUUCUCAUGACAAGUUUGCAGAGGCAUUGAAAAGCACAAAGAGCGUUGGCGAUCAGGUUCCCAAUUAUGCCACUGAGUUCAACAAAGCUCAUCUAAAUUCCCAUGUAACAAAAGCACCACAGAUGUCUAAUAUGUCAUCCGGAUCCUCUGCUCCUGUCUUAACUCAAGUUUCAAUGGAAGUCAAUAAUUCAACUCCCUGUAUUAGAACUUCAACAAUGAUGCAUGAUUUAGUGGUUGAUGAAGGAUCAGGGAAUGAGAAAUGUGGAUCAUCUGAUGUAGUCGUCAGAGAUGGCAACGAAGGCUUUAAUACAGUCGACAAGGUGAAUGUAGCUAAAUCUAGGUUUGAUUGCUUGGCAAGCGAUUCGUCCAUUAAUCCUAUUGAUGAACUGCAUUCGAAGAUUCCAUAUAAAUCCAAGAAAGUCAAGUGUCUCAAUGAAGGGUUGGCAAAAAAAGAAAAUGGGAAGUAUCGAUGCAAGCUUGAAAUGACACCUAAAACUGCUGUAAGCAAAUCUGAGGACCAUAAUCCAUCAUUUGAUCCUUUUGGUGGCCCUGAAAUACUGAACAAUGUUAGGCAUUUAGAAAAUGAUAGUUCUCGAUCCCAAGAAAUUGAAGUUUCCAAACCUGGUUGUGUGAUGCAAAGAACAAAUGCUUCUCAUGGGUCUGCUGCAAUUAUCAAGAGAAAGCGUUCAGUUUUAUCCUUCAACAAAUUCAAGGAAAGAAUUGGUUACCAAGAUGGAGUGCCAAAGGAUGACGACAAGCAGUUACAAAAUGAUGAUAUCUCACUUAGAAGACUCAAGCGUGUUGGAGAAAAGAUGAAACAAGGGCUUGUUGCAUGUUCAAAACAUGAAAGUCGUAGUGGUACUGCAAAGCCACCUAAAUUCAUGUCGCUAAAUUGUAUUGCAAAUAUUUCAAGCAAGAUUAGUUUACCUAAGAAGAGCAAGCCUGUUGUAUGUGGAAAUUCAGGUAUCAUUUCUAGUGGAGGAACUGAUGGUGAUCAAAAGCCUGCAAAAAUAAUUUCCUUGGCUUCAAUACUAAAAAGGGCUAGAAAGUGCAACCUUACUGAAACCUCUGAUACAGCUGUAAGCCAUCAUAGUGAAACCUCUGAGGAUGCUAAAAAUUCUGCAAUCUUUCGUAGAUUGGAAGAAAGUUGUGAAUGCUUAAGAAAGAAUGGUGAAGACUUGAACUCACCAUCAACAGCAAAGGCAUUCCAUUCUGGAAAUAACACAGGCAUAAGAUGUCAUUUGCAUUCUAUGCAAUCAAUAUCUAACUUACGGUGCAAGGAUAUUUGUACGUGCAGUCCUGGCAAACUUGCUGCAAAAUUUAGGCAUCAUGCAAAGAGCACCUGCUCAUCAACUACUGAGAUUAAUGAAUGCUCAAAAUUGACCAUGGCAAAGGAUCAGCUCAAUUGUUCCCCUUCGGCUAUUUGUGGAUUGGAAGAUCAAGAUAAUAAAUUACAUCAGCAGAAGAUUUUAGAACCAGCAUCGCCAACAGCUAUUGGUUCUUUUCCCUUUCCUAAGAACAAUCAAGAUCAUGCUGGCAAGCUGUCUCAAGUAAGCAGAAGUAGCCGCAGUCUUUUAAAUCCAGAUGCAUUUUGUUGUGUCUGUGGAAGCUCGAAUCAAGGUGACACCAAUCAAUUGUUAGAGUGUCAUGACUGCUUGAUUAAGGUGCACCAAGCCUGCUAUGGAGUUUCAAAAAUUCCCAAAGGUAAUUGGUGCUGUCGUCCAUGCAAGUGCAACUCCCAAGACAUCGUUUGUGUUUUGUGUGGAUAUGGUGAUGGAGCCAUGACAAGGGCAGUAAAAUGUCAGAAUAUUAUCAAGAGUUUAUUGAAGGCAUGGAAAGUUGGUAAAGGAUCCUAUUCUGUGAAGACCAUUCCUUCUGAACAUGCAGAGAUCGAUGCUCUCAAUCCUGAUUCUGCAGAUGAAGCCUCUAAAUUCAACAACUGUGGUUCAGUUAGCGAGACUUGUACAGCUGAAAGCAAAAGUAGAAUGUCAGGAAAAUAUCCGGCUUUUAACAGCAUAAUCGCCGGAUCACUGGAUCCAUCUGUCACACAAUGGGUGCAUAUGGUUUGCGCACUUUGGACACCUGGUACAAGAUGUCCAAAUGUUGACACAAUGAAUACUUUUGAUGUGUCUGGUGCUUUACCUGCUAAGAAAAAUGUAGUCUGUUCUUUGUGUAAACGUUCAGGAGGUUCAUGCAUAGAGUGCAGAGUUUCAAGUUGCUCUGUCCCAUUUCAUCCUUGGUGUGCACAUCAGAAGGGUUUGCUACAAAGUGAAAUUGAAGGUGAUGAUGAUGAAAAAGUUGGCUUUUACGGGAGAUGCCUGCAUCAUGCAAUGCCCAAUAAUUAUCGUCUUGAUAAUCAUGUUGUGGAUCCCCAACAAAGCCUGAUAAAGGAAGAAUGCUCGUGUGCUCGCACCGAGGUUGUUAGAGGUCGGAAAAGAGAGAGAACACACCAGCCUAAUCUCCAAGGACCCGGUAAAGAUGGCGUAUGCAUUGUUUCCCAGGAGCAGAUAAAUGCAUGGCUUCAUAUUAAUGGUCAGAAGUGCCGUGCUAGUGGUUUAACAAAGCCAUCAGGUUCAGAUGUCGAGAAUGACUACCGGAAGGAAUACAUUCUAUACAAGCAGUUAAAGAGAUGGAAGCAUUUGGUUGUUUACAAAUCAGGAAUCCAUGCGCUUGGUCUGUACACAUCGCAGUUUAUUCCUCGCGGAGCCAUGGUAGUUGAAUAUAUCGGUGAGAUUGUCGGACUGCGAGUAGCCGACAAACGAGAGAUUGAGUACCAAUCAGGUAGAAGAAUCCAAUACAAGAGUGCUUGCUAUUUCUUUAGGAUUGAUAAGGAACACAUCAUUGAUGCCACACGCAAAGGCGGGAUUGCCCGAUUUGUCAACCAUGCUUGCCUGCCAAACUGUGUCGCUAAAGUAAUCACAGUCAGGAAUGAGAAAAAGGUGGUUUUCUUCGCAGAGAGGGACAUAAACCCUGGCGAGGAGAUUACUUAUGACUAUCACUUCAACAGUGAAGAUGAAGGCGAGAAAAUUCCAUGUUUCUGCGAUUCAAAAAAUUGCAGACGGUACCUGAACUGAGACUUGUAUACCUAAAAACUACUAUUGCUCCAGAUUGAUAAUUUGAAUAUGUGAAUUGUAACAUGUAAAUAGUUUGCUUCCUACUAAGGGCAUGUUCUCUAUGAACUUGUAAUA
Messenger RNA from Zingiber officinale, 3665 nucleotides. RefSeq lists its product as uncharacterized. Gene Ontology annotation, molecular function: protein binding; histone H3K4 methyltransferase activity. The transcript has 13 exons. NCBI's taxonomy places the organism in Eukaryota, Viridiplantae, Streptophyta, Magnoliopsida, Zingiberales, Zingiberaceae. The coding region runs from base 165 to 3551 and encodes 1128 amino acids. Gene Ontology annotation, biological process: positive regulation of DNA-templated transcription. The record is from RefSeq and is a predicted model, not a curated record. Gene Ontology annotation, cellular component: histone methyltransferase complex.